GUCCAGUCUCUAUCUACAGCUCUGGACAGAGUAAUCUAUUCCAUGACAAAAAUAUACAUUUUUUAGGUUUAUUCUGUGUUUACUGUUUACACUUUUUAUAUAUUAUGCAUAAAUGGUGAUGUGUCUUGACUCUUGAUGACGUUUUUAUGUCUCAUCCAAAUUGACCCUGUUGUAAAGUUGCGAUUAUUGUGAGUUUAUUUAUACAAAUCGUCAUUAUUAUAAGGCGCCAUCUAAAUAAAAUGUAUUUUUCUAACAACAUGAUGUGAUAGACAUUUUGGAUUUCUGCUACGAUGGGCACUGAAGGGUUAUAGUGUACAACGUUUAUUUAAAAAUGUAAUUAGUAAUCAACAGUUACGGGUUUGAGAGAGAGAGUGCUAUCAACAGCCAUAGGGAUGAUAAUGGUUAGUGAAACACCGAAUCUGUCUAUCAGUGAAUGUUUUGUUAAUUAGUUGAGAAUCUAGCUAAGAAUCAUAUUUGAAAUGGAUGAUUAUAAUCAUAGGAUCACGGUCAAAUUAGAUGAGGACAUUAAGGAUGUAGAAGAGCAGCUUUCUGAAAUCUCAAAGAAAAAAUCAAGAUCUAAUGCCAUUGAAAAAUCUACUGACGUUCCUUGUCCAACAACCCACCACGAUCGUCAAACUACAACCAAUGGAGAUGCAUAUAAAUUUAAAGUUGACGAGCUCAGCAUUAAAAUUGAAGUAGAAGAAGAAAAUGAACAGUCGGAAUGGCAACAAAAUACAAUCGAUGGGAAUGCAUACAAGUUUGGAGAAAUAUGCAAAGAAACGUUGGUCAAAGUUGAAGUAGACAAUGUACAUGGAAAUAUUUUUGAAUCCGUAAUAGAGACUGAAAAAAAUUGGCUUUUGGAUGUCCCAGCAACCACCAACAAUUUGAACGAAAUAAAGUCAUUUAUCUGCGAAUUUUGUAAAAAGACUUUUAAAACAAAAAAGAAAGUGGCCCAACACAUAUCUCAAUCACACUCCCAAAUCCAUAAGAAUUUGUCAUCUAAAUCCAAGAUCACACAACACCGACGACGCCUGCACACUGCUAAAAAGCCUCUUAAAUGUGACUUAUGCCUAAAGUCCUUUUCUGUAAAAUCCCACCUCACAGAACAUAAACAAUUGCACACUAGUAAGAAGCCCUACAAAUGUGACUUAUGCCUUAAGUCCUUUACUUUAAAACACCACCUCACACAACACAAACGUGUUCACACUGGUGAAAAGCCCUACAAAUGUGAUGUGUGUUCAAAGUCUUUUUCUGAUGGAUCAUCUUUUAUAAGACAUACACGCUUGCAUACUGGCAUAAAACCGUACAAAUGUGAUGUGUGUUUAAAGUGUUUUAAUGAAAGCGGCCACCUCAAUACACACAAGCGCGUGCACACUGGUGAAAAGCCCUACAAAUGUGACGUGUGCUCCAAGUCAUAUUCUCAUUUAUCGACACUCACAAAACACAAACGCGUGCACACUGGAGAAAAAAACUACAAAUGUGACGUAUGUUCCAAGUCUUUUUCUGGAAAACCUCAGCUCACACAACACGUACGCGUGCACACUGGUGUAAAGCCCUACAAAUGCGAUCUGUGCUUAAAGUCAUUUGCUCAGUUGUCGGCACUUACUAUACAUAAACGAGUGCACACUGGUGAAAAGCCCUACAAAUGUGAUGUGUGUUUAAAGUGUUUUUCUGAAAAAGGCCACCUCAACACUCACAAGCGCGUGCACACUGGAGAAAAGCCCUACAAGUGUGACAUGUGCUCCAAGUCAUUUUCUGUAAGUAACAACUUAACAAAGCACAAGCGCUUGCACACCGGUGAAAAACCAUAUAAAUGUGAUGUCUGUUUAAAGUCAUUUCAUGAAAAAAGCGAUUUGAUAAAACAUAUACGAGUGCACACUGGAGAAAAGCCCUACAAGUGUGAUGUAUGCUCGAAGUCAUUUUCUGAAAAUCCCCAACUCACACAACACUUACGCGUGCACACCGGUGAAAAGCCAUAUAAAUGUGAAGUUUGCUCUAUGUGUUUUUCUUCUAAAAGCAAUCUAGUAAAACACAAACGCGUACACACCGGUGAAAAGCCAUAUAAAUGUGAAGUUUGCUCCAUGUGUUUUUCUUCUAAAAACAACCUAAUAGUACACAAACGAGUGCACACUGGAGAAAAGCUCUUCAAAUGUGAUGUAUGCUUAAAGUUAUUUGCUCAAAAAUCCGACCUCAUCAGACAUAAAUACAUGCACACAGGUGAAAAGCUGUACAAAUGUGCAGUGUGCUUAAAGUCAUUUACUCGACACUCAACGCUGAGAUUACACAAAUGUACAAGCAAGUGAAUAAUGUUUUUGUGAUGUGUGUGUUAGGCUACAACAGCAGAUACACACUUGCUAGAAGCUCAGUCAGUAAGAUAAAAUAUUUUAUUUAUGUGUAAAAACUGAUUAACUACACAGCAUUAUUAUUUUUUUUUUUUUUUUGUGAUUGUUUGAAAUGUAUUAUUUAUAUUUUCAAGUUAUAUUAUAAUUUGACAUUUUUUAAAUAUUUGUAUUUCUGUUUUAAUAUUGUUUUUUAAUGUUUUAAUUUGUUAUAAAAAAUUUAACUAUUUGUUAUGUAGCAUUAACAUUGGUAUUAUGUUGAUGUGACAACGUCUUAAUUUACAGGCUUACCGCCCUACACCCGCAAAUAGUAAGCGUUAAGAAAUUUUUUUGUGGUUCUUGGCAAAUUAAUGAUGGUAGAUUUGAGAUUCUGGUAACUUUAGCUACCUUAAGUCUAAGGUAAAUGCCACAAUGUUAAAAUUGUUUGCUAUCGGUCUAUUUAGGGAGUGAAAUUGGUGGAAAUGUGUUUAUUAUGCAGCAAAAUUCUACUUGAUUGUAAUAUUUAAUAAAAUAGUUAUAAUUGUAAUUUAAUCUACUUAUCAUAGAGUUCAAUAUAGGUAAUUUUUUACAUGUAUUUUAUCUACUUUUUAGGAUGCCAGCUAAUACUUUCAGAUUAUAUACAAUUUAAUUUUUAUUUUUAACAAAAUUUAUGUACACUGUAUUAGCAAAUUGAAAAAAAU
Adelges cooleyi (spruce gall adelgid) is the source of this 3019-nucleotide messenger RNA. Its product is annotated as zinc finger protein 678-like. The transcript has 5 exons. Bases 480 to 2303 code for a protein of 607 amino acids. The record is from RefSeq and is a predicted model, not a curated record. Lineage: Eukaryota; Metazoa; Arthropoda; Insecta; Hemiptera; Adelgidae.